Melanotaenia boesemani (Boeseman's rainbowfish) is the source of this 2019-nucleotide messenger RNA. RefSeq lists its product as uncharacterized. The transcript is spliced from 6 exons. The record is from RefSeq and is a predicted model, not a curated record. Bases 256 to 609 code for a protein of 117 amino acids. Lineage: Eukaryota; Metazoa; Chordata; Actinopteri; Atheriniformes; Melanotaeniidae.
GCACUGAUUGGUGAGUUGGUGGGGCACUCCUCAGCAAGAUGGCUGCAUUGCUGCGCGCAAUAGUGGCAUCCUGUUGAAAUGACGCAAGCCACAGUUUACGUUCGGUCUUCGAGGCUCUGAGCUCUCCAGUCUCCAUAGCUCAGAUCCAGCCCGGCACACAGCCCGGAAGACCUACCGGGUAUCCUUUAGUGGACCGAGGGGAACGGGUUCAUCCGAGUGCGAGUGCGAUGAGGAGAGGCUUCAGAGAGUGAGGCCAUGGGCUGCACCUCGGCCAAGCAGGUGUCGGCCGUGCCCAACGAUGAGGAGGGACGCGGCAAGGCCUACAGCAACGGAGACCUGUUCACUGAUGAAUACAAGAUGAAGGGAGUGGAGGAGGUGAAGUACAUGAGAGGGGAUGAAAAUCGAGUGAAUGCACGCAACCAGGAGAACCUGGAGAAGAGUAAUGCACAGUACAGAGGCAAACAGCAGAAAGAAGCGGCUGCAACGAACAUCAAGUCGAAUAUUCACACGUCAGAGAGCCAGCAGGAAUUUUUUAGGAUGCUGGAUGAGAAGAUUGAGAAGGGGCGAGACUACUGUUCGGAGGAGGAGGAGGAGGAAGAUGGAACAUAGCACAGAGGCCCCCCGAAAGUCAUCCCCACUGAGAGCCUCACUGUAUGUGUGUGUGUGUGUUAGUGUAAAUGAGGGUAUGAGUGUGUUUAUGUGUGCCUAAGAGUGCAAAUGAGAGCGGGUUAAAUCAGUGUUUAGCAAUGGGACGUUGUUGUGAUGGGACACUGUGUUGGGGUGUGUGAGUUUUUGAAGCCAUAUGGCAAAGAAAGUACUUAAAAGUCCAAAGGUGGGGAAUGCUUGAGAAAUGGGGAGAAAUUGGGGUAAAGACGACUUUUCUUCAGACUACAACUCUCCUCUUAGCACCUCAACCCUUCAGGCCCCUGAGCAGACAGAUGGAGGUGGGGAAGUGAUGAAGGGAUGGACAGUUGAAAAGAAGAAGAGAUGGAGGAGAGACAAGGAAUGUGAGCAUGUCACGGAAAACAGAGUGAAGGACCUGGUCGGACAGGCAACUUUGCCAGUCUCCAUCUGUCCUCCCUGUCUGUCAGUCUCUUCCUCUAUGGGCUCAUUCCUAAUAUUUGACCCUCGCUAUUGGACAAAGGAGAUCACAAACAUGGAGGACCAGGAAGGAUUUUGAGUGUGGAGAGCUAAGAAAUGAGGAAGCUACAGGAGGAGAAGAGGAAUCACUUACCUCUGGAUCCACACUGAACUUUUUGGCCUGAAAUUUUGGGCCACGAUAGACUGAGAGAAUGCGUGAGGGAGGGUGGGGCGGUGUGGGAAAUUAUAAUAAGAGAGAAUAGGGAGCGAGCUGGUGGUUUAAACUCCUCCUGCCUUCUUAAAUCAAGGACCUUUUUUUUUUUAUUCUGAAAUGUUUUGUUCAGUGCCGCAGCCACUCAUUUGAUUAUAUUUUCCUGUUCUGAUGUUCUUUUCCAUUUUGUUUUAUUGUUGAUUUGAAUUUUAAUGUAUAACCGUCAUCAUCAUCAUCAUCAAUCUCAUUAUCAUCACCACAAUAACAGGCAGAUGGAAACUUAAAAAAUUCAGCGAAUCUGUGUCUCAACCCCAUCCAUCACUCCUCAUUACAAUCCUCACUUACACACACAUAUAGAUGGAGUCUUUUUUUUUAUUGCUCCAGCACACAUCUGUAUUUAUGUAAAGUCACAUAAUACAAACACACACACACACACACACACACACACACACACACACACACACACACACACACACAAUACUCCUUUCACUCCAGUAAACAGUCAUGUGCAAGAAAUAUUCCACAAAACUCUACAUUUCUGCUUUGUCUCGGUAUUCACACACAUUCAUACACACUGAAGCAGCAAACUGAGCUUGAGGGGAGGGUGUAUGGUUGCCGUGGAGACACAGACCUGGUCAUAUUUUUUUGUUGUCAUCUUUACUGGAUACGUCCUGUUGUAUUAUUUUGAAUACUUUUUUUCUAUUAAAAAUAAAAAAAUACAGAAAGUC